Cucurbitaria berberidis CBS 394.84 is the source of this 1254-nucleotide messenger RNA. RefSeq lists its product as uncharacterized. The coding region runs from base 1 to 1254 and encodes 417 amino acids. The transcript has a single exon. The record is from RefSeq and is a predicted model, not a curated record. NCBI's taxonomy places the organism in Eukaryota, Fungi, Ascomycota, Dothideomycetes, Pleosporales, Cucurbitariaceae.
AUGACUAACGAAGUACUUGUUCACAUCUCCACACCUACUACAACGCAGAAUGACGCACUUUAUCGAUCUAUCUAUGAAGCGUAUCUCGUAUUCGAGCCUCAGAAACGCUCUACGGCCAAAUCACAACAAGAACAACAUGAACAAAAGCAUCCUACCGCUUCCCGGCUGAACCCCACCGCGGCGCCAAAUUUUGCUGCAAACCCUUCAAUGUUCUCGACUAGUAAGGACUCUUAUGGGAGCUUUCCGUCCUAUCUUUCUGAUGGCCUGGCAAACGAAUACGGUCCAACCAGCACCCCGCCGCACUACGGCUCGUUGGAAGACUGCUCGGUCCCUAUAUCAAGCCGACUAAACCGAUUAGAACACAUCCACUUGAAUUGGAAGGACAGGACCACUCCAAAACUAAGUGCUGUCGAUAAAGCACGGCGAUCGAGACAGGCUUCGUGUGAUGCGGAAGAGGCUAACACUACUUUCAUUGAGGAUACGCAGUUAGCUGUCCAGACACUCCAAAGUCAAUUACAAGACACUUACUCAAUAACCUCAGAAGACACCUCCGAAGACGAUGUUGUACCUGAACACAAGAGUCAUGAAGACCGGCAACUAGCUGUUAAGAAUAGUCAAGAUACUGGUGGAACCAGAGUCGAGGUAUUGGCAUCAGCUCAUUCAAUGAUACCCGGGGACGUCAACACGAAGCCCCAAGAGGACCCACGAUUGAACAGUACGUUGGAGUUGUAUAUGCCUGUCAGUCAAGUACGAUCAGAUAACCAGCCCAAUUUGGACGGUCACGCAACUUCUGUGGAUUCUCUGGAUUUGACCAAACUUCCAGUCGAUGCAUUCUCGCCAGCGUCAAAGGUCUCAGUCGCGCAACCGGGUACUUUACCCUCACAAAUCACAGAUCACCUGGCAAAGAUAGUCUUGCAACACCCAACGCGCUUCAAGCCUUCUAAGAAGCUUCGUACCCCGAAGCCUGACGAUCGUGGUUAUUGGUCCGUCAAUUGUUCGGUUUGGAGAGGCAAGCUGCAGCAUGAGUUCUGGUCUUCUCUGUGCGAGCACGUCUUGAGUGGAAGACUAGGUUGGGGCUCGACGGUACACCGAGAAUCUUCUACUCGGGUGCUCGGUCAGAUCAAGUUGUAUUGCUGGGGAGAAGUAGUGGAGCACAUGUGGUUGGUACUGUGGAUUUGUUCCAGGGGUAGAGUCUCUGGAUCACGAUCGAAGUGGUACGAUGCUGACGGUAUUGCGGUUUUCGAGGUUCCCUAG